Molecule: messenger RNA, 5446 nt
Organism: Amoebophrya sp. A120
Lineage: Eukaryota; Dinophyceae; Syndiniales; Amoebophryaceae
Source: the annotation of a GenBank genome assembly
GAAAUUACAUGAACACUUUGCAAGUGAUGGCAGACGAGUUUUCUUCCCCGUAAUGGCGGUGCAACUUCUACACCCGGCCGAGCGCGAGCUCAGAACAAGCCCUCUCGACCUGAUCAGGGCCCUGGGCGAGCGACUUCGUCCUGAAGAUCUGGCGGCUCCAACCGCGCUACUGACGUGUUACGAACUGCUGCUAGCGAAUCGAUGCGGAAGCGCAAAGUGUGCAGUCAUUUCGCAAACGGCGCGAGAUGCGAGCGUCGCGACGAGACUAUGUACAACCAACGAUGUAGCCUUGCAACUCGAAGAGCUUCUGUACGACCAGGCGCUCCUCGCGACGAGAGGUACAAUCAGCAAAGACUUUUCGGAGCGGAUCUGCACCUUUCCCGAGGUUGCGCGCUUACGUGGGCUGCAGGAAGAUGAUUCGGUGGAUUGGCUGGCGCCCUGUUUUUUUGACGGUGAAAGGACGCGGCGCGAGCGAAUUCGGGAGCUUGUGCGGAAAGUGUCUGCUCCGGACCACACCACGACCGCUAGCGAGCAAGAGCCACUUCUUUUGUUGCUCCUCCAACUGGCGAGACGACGACUCGACGCACCAAGAGAUCCGAAGGGAGCAGACCGGACCGUACACGCUAGCUCGCGUUUCGCGCUGCGCGACCCGGACCCCGUUGCCGACAGAACCGCAUUUGAGGCGCUCUUUCGAAACCAAUUUACUAUGCACAAUCAACACAGUAAAGGUCGUGACAACUUUUUUCUGGAAGAGCGUGACUUCUUUGCUUCGGGAAGUAGAAGUGUGUCCGCCGCGCUGCCCGCAAAAGAUAUGGAGGCACUGGAACCCUGGCCGAGUUUUUUUCGAGGUGAUGAAGUGCAGGAUCGCAGACUCGUCGGUCCACAGGGCGGGAACGAGCAUAGUAUUAUGGCACGAGCGCGUCGUUCCCUACCAAGACUGCGGUUGCGUUUGGGUACUGCACUGCCUGACUACACUCUGCUGCACGAAACCGUCCCUGUCUCAUCUCCCUUGCGCGACGCCGUCGUAGCAAGUGCGCAGCUUGCCCUGCAGGGAAUCCCGAGCGAGAUGUUCCCUCUGAAAUCCUCGCACAGCCGCACGGGGGUCGCCAAAUGGAGCAUCUGCUCUCUGCAGGCCCGGGUCACGUGUUUCGGAAAAAUUGUCCAGCAUUUGCGCGCCCGGGCCACCUGCUGGUCCUCUUUCUCUUCGACCUACGAUUUUUCCGGGCCGUUGAAGCACGAACUGAAAGCCGUGGAGUCCAUUGGCGAAGGUUUGAAGGGCAUUUUGUGGAACGAGUACAUCCAACAUGUACAAGGAUUCGGCCGACAAAGGGACACAACAACGCAAACGUCCUCGUCCUCUCUGCUGCAGCUCUGGCUGCACUUGCAAAAACCUCCCGUGCGGUGGGACUCUGUGCUACUCGAUUUGCUGCAAUUUUCUAGCAUAGUUGACAGACUCCUGGCCAAGGUAGUUCCUACCGCAAGUUCGUCGCGGAUGCGCCUGGAAGAUGAAUCCGCCGUCCUUGCCAGCAAUUUCCAAAGUGUACUUGAGCAAGCAGUGGAAACUUGGGCGACGGGGUAUGGCAGCUUUGGUAGUCACCGCGCGACGAUCGCCGAUCGGGUCGCAAAGCAACGAGACGUCGACGUGGUCAACGAGAGACCACUUCGCCGCUCUGCCGCAGUUUUUGGGCCUUCCUUCGCGUCACGCGCCCGUGCGGUCGCGGCUGCCGUCACGACAGAGACCGCAGAGAGAGAGCAGCGGCGCCAAGCCGCGCGAGCACAAGCAUUUCGUCGCCAGCGUAUUGGAUCAGCCAACUUACUUUCGUCAGAAGCUGCAACCGAGAGCCACCUGCUGCAAACCGCAGCGACCGCGCACAGAGGCAGCUACGACGGCGCUCAGAGGUUGCUGCGGGCACAACGCACUCGCGUUUUCAUGCGUGACAAGCCGAAGCGCGAGCACUGGGGUCGGACCGCCGCGGAGCGCGCUGCUUUUGACACCAAGCAUUUUGCAAUUGCCAAUCCUAUGGCGCAUAACGAGCGCGACAAGAGCGACGCCCUUCUGCAGGAGACAUACCACUCUUCAGAGAAGAUAAACAACGCCCAAGCUGCACUUGGUCUUGAAAAAGCUUCCAAUCGCGGUGCAUCAACAAAAACACCGGGAUCAUCAUCGCAAAGCCGAACUAUGGAACGAGACGGAACUGCUGCAAAAAUGCCGGAUUUCGCAUCUGAAUUCUGCGCUGCGUUUUCCGGUGUGAAGGCGGAAUCGGAGUUCUACUUCGGAGGUACUUCUUCAAACAAGCUACCGCACGAACAGGGCGACGACCGUAGCACUGCGCUCGACAGCCUGGACUCGGACACGGACUCGGUGGAGAGCGGCGGCGCAACCGCCACGGCUGGCGAUGAUUUGGCCGACACACUCGGCGGGGAAGCAGCACGCGCGGCACGAGAGCGAGAGCACGCAGCGCGCGUAGCGGAGAGAGAUGCGGACGUAGCGGAGAGAGACGCCAAAAAGAGGAAACAGCGACAGCUUCUAGACGAGCAGAUGGCGGAAAGGCGAACCGAAGUGCUCGCCGCGGAGCAGGGUGAGCAAACUGUGCCGCAACUUGCACAGGAAGUGAAUAUCCUUGGGCAGCCCCUUUCAGAGCGCGAGAAGAGAGACCGCGCGCAGGCGGCCGCUGCUCUACUAGCGGAACACGACCGCCAAGCUGCCGCGACUGCCUACGAGGCAGCGCGACUCGAGUGGCGCCGUAAGCGGCUCGAGGGACGCGACCGCCGGCUCGAAAUCGUUGCUGCCGACUUAGCGACAUCACUACCGGGAGGGCCGCCCUCAAUGUCCUCCUUGCAAUCUGCGAAAAGAGAAAUUGACGGAGUGGAUAAUAAAGGAUCAACUCCAGCUGCUGCUGCUGCGCCCCAAGACGAAGGAACGGUGGGGACUGGACAGGAAGAAAUAAUUGCGAGGACGUCGCCGCCACUCAACAUGGGCCUUACAACUUCUAGCAUCGCAGCUCUUUCCUCCCGGGGGCUUGCCUCGGACGCUGAGGCUCCACCUGAGCCAGCAUUCAGUGUACGGCGAGUGUCGGCAAAACGUAUUUCGCCUACAAGCAUAGCUGCCAAGAGUGUUCUUGCCUCGAUCUACGAUCGCGUGGUGUGCGAUGCCGACCAGCGAAACGAAGAAGACGAGCAGGUGAGUCGCAACCAGUGCCAGCAUGGGAAACUAGGAGCAGAAGUGGGCAGCGAAAUAAAUACGCCGAACAAAGGAGUCGGGGUCGGCGAAGAGCGGCGUGCUGAUCAGGAAGUCUCAAAGGAAGAAGCAGUUGUUGCCGAACAGCACUCGUCCACACCGAGAGUCGAUCUUGCAGACGGGGAAAAGAACUUCGAAUCGAGUUCCGAAGCGUCUCCGGCCGUGGAACAAAAGGAGGAACUCCCAUUAGAAGGUGAGAAGAAGAAGCCUGAUGUUCUUGCAGGUCACGACGUCAGGAGGGUGAGUAGUGCUACUUCAUCUGCUGCACCACUUUCACAGACGCCUCUAGAUGAGAAAUCACAACAAGGAGCAGGAGAGGUGCCGCGCGGUGACCGGCGCUUGGAAGUAGAACAAGAGACCCAUCGUGCCAACCUGACUGCUGCAACAGCACGAGUAGAAGAUCCGGUGAGUAAAAAUAGAGCAACUACACUUGGUCGAAAGCGAAUAGCCGAAGCUGAGGAGGAUAGUGUAGUCUGCGCACCAGAUGACGAAUCCUCAGAGGAGAGCAAGGAGUGUUUUCUCCAUCCCGUAAUAGCGCGGCGUGCCGACGCGUACCGCGGUCUUUCCCUGCAGAUUCGCGACUUGAAUGAGCACUUUUGCAAGCACGAAAAUACUAAAUCCACCUCCGGUCGUUCCUCCGCACGAGCAGAACAAAUCAUGCUGACCGAGGAAGGCAUAGGCGGUGCCACCACACUUGCAAAAUUUCUUCUGUCGGUCGACUUUGUCGGUUGGGUAGACCGUUUCGUGUACGCCACCUUGGAUGACCAGAGUUUCCGGUCCGCACAUUUUUCUUCGGUCGGGACGACAGUCGCGAGACUGUUUCAGCAGACCCGCGACUCCUCCGCUAUUUUUUCGGCGGAGAGGGAGACGCACCCGAGGACGGCGGGAAAAAUAGACCAAUUUAAUGCGGCCCCCCUGGAACUGGUUUUGCGACAGGAAGCGAUGAUUAUGGUCGAGUCGCCGUCGGAACUGUAUUCGAAGAUGCAAUUUGUACUUCCCGAAAAUUAUAAGCUUGUAAUGAAAGAGUCUCAACAAACUACAUCUUCAUCAGCACCAGCACACCUCCGGCGUUAUGAACACAGUCGUCAGCUCGUCAUCCUCUCCGGGUUCUUCCAGCUGCUCUGUCGUGUGAAGGCCGCGCGGGAAGAGUUGCGAACCUUGUGGUUGUGGCUCUGCAAACACCCUCUGUGGGUCGAUUCUCGUUUGCUAAAAACAAGCUCGGGUCGUGGAGUCGCAUCCUCGCAAGAUGCCGCUCAACAACCGCCGGGGGUUCCGCGCGCGAAGGACUUCGUCAAAUCCCUCUUGUUGAAGCUCGGGUUGCUGAGGCACCACAUGCAGCACUACGUCGACCAACUGGAAGAGUACCUCGUGCUUGCCGUCUGGACCGAGGCCAUCGCAGACACUCGGGGUCGAAUAAAGGAGGCGAAGAGUAACAAGACUACUUCCUGUGGUCCUGUAGCUGCAGCUCCAGCAGCGCAGUUGGCUUUCAAGGCAAAUCAUGUUGCGACGCCUGCCACUGCAUCUGGAGUGGCUGCCACGCCGAAGCUGCCGGGGGAAGAUCUUCUACCUGGACGACGGGCUUCGAUCAAGAAAACAGAAGAUCACAGUGCAGCGACAGCCCGAGCGGCAUCAUCUGGCGCCGGUGGUGGAGGUGGUACUGCACAACUUCCGAGAAGUUUUUUACUCCGCGACCAGGUGGAGCAGAUCGAAAGGGAUUUCUUUGAACAGGUCAAAGCGCGCAUUUUGUUCGGUGAGGGUAUCUUCGAUGCGCCUUUGGAACUGAUCGCGAAGCUGAGGUACCUCAUAACCAAUGUGUCCUCGGAUCAGGAGCUAGUGCGUGGUAGUUUGUUGUACCAGUUGAAGCAAGUCGAUUCGAACUUUCACAAAUGCAAGAAAGCAUUGCGGCUUCGCCUCAAGCAGCCCGACAUCAAGGUCCCGUAUUUAGCAGGCUUGAAUCUCAUUUAAGGACAAUUUAUUUUCGCCAUGCGCGAUGCUCAGGACACAGACAAUGGCGUCGACGAGUUUUGCAAAUUUAGGAGCAAGGCUCUGUUGGAUCGAUUGUUACUGGAGACAAAGCGAACACUCGCUUUUCGCGAGUAAAGGCAUUUGAAAUGCUUGCAGGAUAACAAUGAUUCAUGCGGAAGAGCCGUUGAAUGAAAGAAGAUCAAAUGCCAGCAGCGGCGAUCCACAAUAUGAUCUCAUAAAUAG